AACCAGACGAUGUGGUUAAACGACAAGAAGCUCUCCUAGCUGCCCGAAUGAAGAUGCAGGAACAAUUGAAUGUCCAAGCAGAGAAGUUCAAGGAAAAACAGAAAAUGCUCGAAGAGGAGAAGAGAAAGCAAAAGAUAGCCAUGUGGGAAAGCAUGCAGGAAGGGAAAAGCUACAAGGCGACUCUCCAACACAACCAGGAACCCACGCCUGAAGCCUCCACAUCGACAACUGUUGUUAAGCCAAAACCCAACAAAAAGCCCUUACGAGGGGAGGGUUAUAACCCCUUGUCUGGAGAAGGUGGUGGGACUUGUUCGUGGAGACCAGGACGCAAAGGCCCUUCCUCGGGUGGAUGAGGCUAAUUCUCCCGGUGUCUUCCUUGGACACCGGAGGGCAUUAACUCUACCUCGCAACCAGUGGCUGUCUGUGGGUUGCUUGCUGUAGGGAGUUUGGAGAGAAAGGGCAAGAAAGAAGAUCGGUGAUUUUUUUUUAAAUAUAAAUGUGCCAUGCCCAUCUGUGAAUUUUAGAGUUUUUUCUCUGGAGUUUUUGUUCCCACCAAGUCAUGGAAACCGAUGCAACUGAAGUUCGCUGCUUGUUCUCUGUAGCAACCCACCUUGGAUGACGUGGCUCUUCUAAAGGGUGACAACACCACGAGGGCAACUGAGAUUAGCAACCACUGAGCGGGGCAGUUCUUGCCAUACUCUUUUUUUUUGUUUUUAAUCAUUUCCGCUUUGUAUAACAAAGAGACUGUACAUAGCAUUGGCAAGAGGUCUGUUUCUUUAGCUUUCUUUUUCUAUAGAGAAAACUAUGCGCUCUAGUUUAAUAAACAUGUCUUAAGGCUGCA
This is a messenger RNA of Thamnophis sirtalis, 841 nucleotides long. The record is from RefSeq and is a predicted model, not a curated record. NCBI's taxonomy places the organism in Eukaryota, Metazoa, Chordata, Lepidosauria, Squamata, Natricidae.